CAUCUCCUGUGCGCAAGGGACGCACAACAGUCUCGAUCAGCACGGAGCAGAGACGCACUGAGUUGGCACAGGAUUUAUAAAGCGUUAAAACUGUUAACUGUGUGAUUUCUUUGGACAUAUAAUGAGAAGCUGAUGAAGGAACUCACUGGAGUUAACUUACUAUACUAAGAAGGAAUUUGUUCGUUUCGGUGGACAUUUAGACACAAUGGAUCAGGAGGACACGCUGGACUUUAAGGCCCUGAUGGCCAAGUUUCAGGAGGAACAACUUAUUCUUAAGGAACCGAAGAGCAGACCUGCCCUCCCAGACAAACCUAAAAGUGUCCCCCCUCCCACGAGUCCCUCUCACUUCCUCCCUGCAGGAGCACGCCCCUCCCUUCUGACCUCCAUCAACCAGACCCUCGAUGGGAAAACAGUUAAUGCCCCCAAAGUGAUCUUCAAAGACGAUAAGAAGCAGAGCAAAACGCCCCUCAUCUCUAAGGGAAAAGACAAGACUGAAGUGAAGCUGAAAAAAGCGAAAGAUAAGACAAUGAAAGGAAGCAAAGAUAAGCUUGAAGAGAUUUCAGAGGAUCUGAAACCGAAGAAAGUGAAGAAGCUCCCGCAGCUCCCUGGAGCAUCUAAGGGGAAAACUGCUGAGCUGGUGCCAGCCGCACCCCCACCUACAGGCACAGUGUCAAAGAAGAGGGGCAUCCUGGAUUUCAUGAAGUCAACAAAAAGAAAUUCAGCGGAGGUCCCUGAAGAUCAGAUCUUAGACUCUCCCACCUUAGGCAUUACUGGACCAGCGCCACUUAUCCCAGUACAUGUUGACUAUGGUGUUGUAGCACCUGACAUUUCUGCCCCAAGGGCCCUACGAAACAUCCCUAUCUUACCGGACUCAGCUGCUGUAAUGGAAAUAACCCCGCCCUCCACUAUCCCUGCCCCUCCUGAAUUGACCCCCCCUCCUACCUUUGUUCCUGAUAUCCCAGAUCUCCAAGUGCCAAACUUAGAGAUUGAAACUCCUCUUGAGAUCGAGACUCCUGCAGUGCACAUUUCCAGGCCUGCUAGUCAGAAUGGAGUCAUUCCCAAUCCACCCAGCGAUUCCCCAACCCCCCCACCCAGUCUUGCCAUCUCUAUUCCUUCUCCAGUGGCCCCCACUCCUCCUCCAUCACUUCCUGAGCCUGAGAUUGCUGCUGAGGCUUGUGUAGAGGCUGUAAAUAUAUCUGCAGUGGAGACGCCUCCUCCUCGUCCUCCUGGAACAGACCCUCCAUCCAUUCCGUCGUCUCCCAAAGCUGAGCGACCCAUCUCGGUCAUCUCUGCCCUCUCCAGGGCGGAGGAUAUGAGCCCAGCGAGAAAGAUGUCUCCGGUUGACCAGAGGAUCUUCAAUGCGCUGGAGAAGGCACGCAAGAAGAUUGGCCAACCGACAAACCCCACCACAUCAUACUCCAUCACCCCACCUUCUGAAGAGCGUCCACCAAGUCCCACCAUUUCCCUCCCAGGUCUACCGCCCAUUGAUUAUGAGGGAAAGCUCAACGGCUUGGACCCCAGGCAAGCCUCUCCAGCAUUGGAAGGUAUCACUGAGGAGGGAUCGGACCCUGUCCCAGAGCUGUUGGUGGUUCCCCCUCCUCCCCCCAAACGGCUCCUCCCAGACCCCGAGUCUCUGGGAGUUGCUCCAGAGAAACCCCACAGACCUCCCCGUGUCAACCUGAGGGAAUUCAUCCCUCCUCCUCCUCUGGAAGAGACCCCUGCUCCUCCUGAAUUCUCCGAGGCUGACCCCACAGACAUCCCAGAGUUUGAUGAUGUGACCUCAGAUGCUUAUCCUCCAGAGCUGCAGGUGCCAGAGUGGGGGGAUGGGGAUUACACCGGUCCAGAGACUCCAGAUCAACAGAACCUGCCGGAGUUAUACGGUAACGGGGCGACUCCACCUGAAGCUGAGCUGCAUGCAUCUCCAACGUUUGUAGACGAUCAUCCAGAUAAUCGACUAUCAGGAUUUUCCUUCCCAGUCCUUCAGGAAGCUCCAGGGAUUCCUGCUGAAUCUCUCAACGAUGUGUAUGAGAGCACAGAAAAUGUCUACGAGGACAUCACUACGUCUUCAGGCAAAAAUAAAGCAAAGAGUGACGGUGGAAAGAAACGCAAAGGACCCCCAAAGAAUCCAUAUGCUGAGGCUCAACAAGAAAUAAAUGUAGAGAAAAUCAAACCGGGCAGGUUCGGCAGGAGCGAAAAGAAAGCUGCCGCAGAAGGGCCGGAUGAGAAAGAGCUGAAAAAGAAAGAGAAGCAGCGACUGGAGAAGGAGAAGAAGGAGCUAAAGGAGAAACAAGAAAAGGAAAAGAAAGAGCAGAAAGAAAAGGAAAAGAAGGAGAAUGAGAUGAAGAAGAAAUUCAAAAUCACAGGACAGGAGGACGCCAUCUACGAAGCAACUGUAACCGUGGCGACCAAGGGACGUAAAAAUGAUCUGGCCGCCAACAGUGGGGACAUCAUCAGCAUCAUCAGUACAACCAACUGUCCCAAAGGGAAAUGGCUGGCCAGGGACAGCAGCAACAACUACGGAUAUGUUGCCGUGGAUCAUGUGGAGCUGGACAUCAAGGAGAUGCUGGAGCUCGGAAAGAAGGCGGCCAUCUCUCGCAGGGGCAAGAACAACAACAUUGUGGUCUCAGAGGAGGAGGUUACCAGCUCGGGGAGCAGGGUCUCAAACCGCUAUCCAUUGUCAGCGGAAAGCUUCACAGAUGACAGUGAGGAGUGGACCGGUGACGAAGAAGAACCCAUCUCCCCUCCUCCUGAUACCGCAGAUCCACUGACUCCAAUGGGCCACAACAGGACACUCUCAAUGCCAGAUAUGGGAAACAGAGAUCUAAGCAUAAACCACCAACACAGUCAAAGUGACAUCAGCGCAGAGGGCACACAUGACAAAGCAAGACAUGAAGCACUUCAGAAAUUGGCCACAUUUUUCCAUGCACCAAAACCUGCAGAACCUGCUCCCAGGAGCAUUGAAUCAGAGACAAGUCCUGUGCUAGCGGAGGAGGAAGAAGAUUCCUU
Notothenia coriiceps (black rockcod) is the source of this 3006-nucleotide messenger RNA. RefSeq names its product FYN-binding protein-like. Lineage: Eukaryota; Metazoa; Chordata; Actinopteri; Perciformes; Nototheniidae. The record is from RefSeq and is a predicted model, not a curated record. The annotation marks the transcript as partial. Gene Ontology annotation, cellular component: plasma membrane. Gene Ontology annotation, molecular function: protein binding. The transcript has 18 exons. Gene Ontology annotation, biological process: protein localization to plasma membrane; T cell receptor signaling pathway; integrin-mediated signaling pathway.